Messenger RNA from Triticum urartu, 2152 nucleotides. The record is from RefSeq and is a predicted model, not a curated record. Lineage: Eukaryota; Viridiplantae; Streptophyta; Magnoliopsida; Poales; Poaceae.
CUUUGUCUCAAAAAAAAAGAAGUUCUCCUCGCCUAAAAAUCUCCCUCCUUUCUCCCGCUCUAACCCUAAUCCGACAAUGGCCUUCGACAUCGACUCUCUUCCUCCCCUCCUCGGCCCCGACCCCGACUCCGACUCCGACUCCGACCACCUCCCCCCGGCCCCGCGCCGUGGCCGCCCUCUUCGGCCUCCACCGGCGCCGCGGGUGGAACCCUCGCCUCCGGCGCCUGCCAGGUGCGAGGCUACCCCCGCCCCGGAGGGCACCGGCGGAGCGGCCCAGCAGAGUUGGCCAGGGUUACCAAGGGGUGUGGAAUUUAACCCCAGCGACAGUGAUCUUCUAUGGCAUCUGGCUGCAGAAAUGGGGAAUGGCCUGGCUCAUCGUCAUCCAUUCAUCAGUGAAUUUAUUAAAUCUGGUGAUGAAGGUGCAAGAUUUGGCUGUACCCAUCCUCUAGAUAUGCCAGGUAUGAGGCAAGAUGGACAUGCAUUGUACUUCUUUCACAAAAAAAUAAACUUAGACAACAAUGAGAAUGACAAAGAUAUCAGCUGGCAAAAAAAUGGCCCCUCUAGAUCUAUUAUCUUGGAUGGGGGUCUACGAGGUUGCAAGGAAACAUUUGCCCUAUACACCUUCAAGAACAGCCCUCGGAGAACUGAUUGGGAACUACAUCAAUAUUAUAUCAAAAACACAAUGGAGAAUGAGGGCGAACUAGUGCUUUCAAAGGUAUUCUACAAGUCACAGAAAAGUCAUUGUGAAUGCGCUGCAAAAGCUUCUGUUCAAUCUGCACAGGAUAAUUCUGUGACUGAUGAUGAUUCCAGAGAAGAAAAAGAGGACGCACAAUUGGAAAAACUUUCUGUUAAUAUGGCUACUAAAAGCAAUGGAAACAAUCAGGAACAGAUGCUGGUUGAGAUGUAUCCUGAUCAGGACAAACCAUGUUCCCUCAAACAUGUUUUGGAUACUGCAGAUGUUAAUCAUGAAAACCAAAUUAAUGAUCAGGCUGAAACUGAGCUGGAUCACAUGUCUCUUCAAGACCGCUACCGAAUCCUUCUAGCAGACAUGCGUUCUUGCUCUGCUAGGGUAUCUGCUGAAAAGUGUGCUUUGAAUGAUAUGGGAAAUUCAUCCAUGCAAAUGGAUGCUGAAACAAGUGGGCCAGUUCCCAAAAGUGAGAGUGAGGAAAUGUAUGGAUCUUUUUUAGCUGUCUAUGACUUUAUCCCUGUUACGUUGAUUAAUGUUCUGUUUUGCAAUGUUGAUUACAGAAAUCACGAAGGAACAGCCUACAGGGAAUGUUCUGUGAAUGGCAAGGAAAUUCCAGUUGAAGAUACUGAAGGUCCAGUAAAUGACAAGGCUUUUAAUUCUAGUGCUGAGCUCUUAUUAAGUCAAACACCGGCUUGUGGAGAUGAAAACGUUCAGCUGGCACCGAGAAAUUCUGGGACCUAUUUGGUUUAUGUAAAAACGGAGCCUGCAUUGGACGGUUAUGCGAUUUAUCCUUCUGAAUCUCCUGUGAAAUUUCAGCACUCAAACAACGAUGGCCUCAAGGUCUCUGGUUCUAUUCUGGAAUGUGUGCCAAAAGAUGCUGAAGACUCACUACCAUCUUUAGGAGUAAAAAGUGAACUAAGUGGGUAUGAGUUGCCUGGCUUAUGUGAGAACAGCUUUAUCAGUAGUAUGGAGCCUAUUGUGAAAAAACCUCACACCAGAACUCUGAACUGCAAUGGGGGCCUUGCACCUUGUUCUCGACAAAGGAAGAAGAGGGAUUCAAGUGAAAAGGUGCUUGAAGAAGAUGGUUACAAAAAUGAUGAGGGUAUUCCUUACCCUUCUAGGCAAAAGAGGAAGAAGAAAACUGCGACGGAUUCGAUUGAAACAGCUCUUGAAGAAGAUGCUCCAGGACUUCUACAGAUUCUUCUGGACAAAGGAAUAGUGGUCAAAGAGAUUAAACUUUAUGACGUUGUAGAAGACGAUGAAAUGCUUCCAGAUUGCACAGAAAGUGACUUUCAAGACCUUGAAAAUGUGAUUACAAAAUUGUUUCCACAAAGAACAUCCUUGUUGAAGUCCGUAGCCAAGCAUGGGAAGGGGGGGAAGGCUAUUUACUGCUUAGCUUGCUUAAUUUCUCUCAUUGAGCAGGUAUGAAUCCAUCUCCCUGGAUAAUCUGUGCAUUUUCCAGUU